AUGCAGAGACAGUUUGAACUCCCUACUGCUGGACUAGCUAUUCCUCACCCAAAAUACCAGUGCAAUUUUGAAGUCAUGUCUCUUCAGCCAGCUAUAGUCAAUUAUCCAUGGAAAGUAGCCAGCCAGCUGUUGGUACUCCCGCUCGAACUACGCUUGAAGAUCUACUUGUUUUACUUUGCAUUCAUCACUGUCCGGUUCGGAGAUCCCCAUCCAGCCAGUGCGGCAGCUCCAUUAAUAUACAGGCCAAACCAUGACUCACUAGCAAUUCUUCGGACUUGCCGCCAAAUAUACUAUGAAGCAGGCGGUCUAUUUCCCGGAAGCGUUUUAAUAUCUUUCGAUAACCCUGAUAAUUCUGUUUACCAUCUCACCCGGUUGCCUUUUCACGCCCUUUCGAGGAUCCGUCAUGUUGAGCUUGAUUUGGUCUCAUUCAAAGCUCUUCCAUCUAGUCGUUCAGGCUAUGCCGUCGCAUAUAGGUUUAACUUGAUACCUUGCCUGCAGCUCGAUACACUUACUAUCUUCGGGAUGGGGCUAUGUUGUGAUAUUGUGGAGGGCUUUGUGAAAUUUGGCGAGGGAUGGAAAGAAUUACGCUUUGUGGACUCUUCGCUAAGGACAGAAGAAUUCAGGGAUAUCAUGGCCAUGGCAGUUGGGGAUUCAAGGCAACUAGGACAGCCAACAGUGACAUGGAAAGAGAUGAUGUUACGGCGUGAUGGCAAUGAAUCUGGCUCUUCCGUCUCUAUCUAUUGCACCACACAGCCUUGGGAGCGGAAUUCUGUGCUAAACCCAUCCACACAGAGACUAGUAUCGUCGGUCAACUUGCAAGAUUUGGUCCCAAAAAAAGAAAUGGAUGAGAUAAUAGUCGUCCUGAAACGUGGAGAAGCCACUUCACUCAGUGCGCAGCAUGAUAUAGCUAAAAAGACUAUGCAGGAGGCGAUUUCUGAACAUGGAAGUAGGGAAGGGUUGUCAUUAGGAACCGCCAUUGCUUGGCUAGGAGAAUAUGACCGGUUAAUACGUAUGUCUAACGAAAGGAGGACAGCUUACUUUUCCGGUGGGCCCUGGUAG
Molecule: messenger RNA, 1059 nt
Organism: Microsporum canis CBS 113480
Lineage: Eukaryota; Fungi; Ascomycota; Eurotiomycetes; Onygenales; Arthrodermataceae
Exons: 1
Coding region: 1-1059 (352 amino acids)
Source: RefSeq, a predicted model, not a curated record